UAUAUCCUUCAUCACUUUCCUCUUUUUCCAUGGCUAACCUUAGCAACCGUCCCACGGCUGCCGCCGCCGCCACGGCCUGGUUGUUCAUCGUAGCGACCUUAUUGCUUAGCUGCCAACGCUUUACUGUGGCUACUUUGCUCCUUCUUGCAAUGAUCCUACCUAGUUUUCGAGUAACAGAAGCGCAAAUUGGUGUAUGUUAUGGAAGAAAUGGCAACAACUUACCCUCCCCACAAGACGUGAUAAACCUGUAUAAAUCUCGAGGAAUAACAAGGAUGAGAAUGUAUGAUCCCGGUCCAAAUUCCCUCCAAGCCCUUAGAGGAACGAACAUAGGGCUAAUCCUCGAUGUCCCUAGGACCGAUCUCAGGUCACUCGGCUCAGAUGCGGGAGCUGCAACCCGUUGGGUCCAAAAAAAUGUAGUCGCUUACGCGUCUAAUGUAAAUUUCCGUUACAUUGCGGUCGGUAACGAAAUCAUGCCUGGUGAUGCUGAGGCAGGGUCAAUACUCCCCGCCAUGCAAAAUGUCCAAAAUGCCCUUCGUUCAGCUAACUUAGCCGACAGGAUCAAAGUCUCCACGGCGGUAAAAAGUAGCAUCGUCGACGGCUUCCCGCCGUCUAAAGGUUUUUUCACAUCUUCAUCAUACAUGAACCCAAUCGUUAACUUCCUUAGAAACAACAACUCACCAUUGUUAGCCAACAUCUACCCUUACUUUGCCUACCUCGGUACCGGAUCCAUUCGCCUAGAUUACGCCCUCUUUACGUCACCUAACGCCCAAGUUAACGACGAUAACGGUUUACAAUACAAAAACCUCUUUGAUGCCCUGGUUGACACAAUGUAUGCCGCUUUGGCUCGGGCCGGGGGCCCGAACAUACCAAUCGUGGUGUCCGAGAGCGGAUGGCCGUCGGCCGGCGGUGAUAGCCGUGGUGCCGCUACUCCCGGUAACGCGGCGACGUAUUAUGCGAACCUGAUUGGCCACGUGAGGCAGGGGACGCCUAGGAAGAACGGGCAGGCGAUUGAGACGUACUUGUUUGCCAUGUUUGAUGAGAAUCAAAAGGGUGGUGGUACUGAGAAUAAUUUUGGUGUGUUUAGUCCUAAUCAACAGCCAAAGUAUAACCUUAAUUUCAGAGGAUGAAUUGUGUUUUUUAUAAUUUGCUUGUAUUAUGAAAUCUGAUUAUGUACUAAUAUGAUACACAUGAAUAAAUGAAAUGAAAUGAAACACCUAAUAAAUUAUGAGUAUUUACUUCUUAA
This is a messenger RNA of Spinacia oleracea (spinach), 1243 nucleotides long. RefSeq names its product glucan endo-1,3-beta-glucosidase. Gene Ontology annotation, biological process: carbohydrate metabolic process. The transcript is spliced from 4 exons. Bases 30 to 1127 code for a protein of 365 amino acids. NCBI's taxonomy places the organism in Eukaryota, Viridiplantae, Streptophyta, Magnoliopsida, Caryophyllales, Amaranthaceae. Gene Ontology annotation, molecular function: hydrolase activity, hydrolyzing O-glycosyl compounds. The record is from RefSeq and is a predicted model, not a curated record.